CAUUAAUGAGACGUCUCCUUCCCUUUUAUUGGCACUGUAUAUAACAGAGCGUGUUCCUUGAAGGUUCUCAUGCUCAUGUGACUCUUUCAAAUCUCUUUCAACCUGUCUUUCCUCCCUUCGUCUCAGUUCCUUCCCAGGCUUCGGCCUCCAAUACCGCACAUCGCUUCGCAAUGCUGUCGCGGUAACAAUUCCGUGGGCCGGGUGGCCUCUUAUCAGUCGGGAAAAGCGCUGAGGAGUUGGUGGGAUUCGGAAAAUGCGGAACUCCAGGCGAAGAACGGCGCCAAAGCUCAGGAGGACGCUACUAGGAGUGCAAGCCAAACUAUGGACAACGGCGGACGAAAGGAAAAUGGCUUGUCCAGAUCCCCGUACACAGAGCGAAACCUUCGGACCGCACUGCAGUUCUAUCGUCGGCAACGUGUCGUUGAUCGCCGCAUUCACGUCUUGGGCAUGGGAAGUUUGGGACUCUUCGUCGCGCAUUCGUUGCGCAAGUUGCCGAACCCACCCCCAGUUACGCUCAUGUUCCAUGCAUGGCAGACGUUGGACACCUGGAAUCAAUCGAGCAGGACUAUAAAGUUGGUCACAGAUGAUACGGCAGAGAGGACUGAGGGUUUUGAUGCAGAAUUGUCCUACUUACGUAGACGAUUUCAUGGGAAAGAGAUUGAGGAAGAAAUCUACAGUAAUGAGGCAGAGUCCACGGAGCCGAUCAGUUCGCUUAUUGUCUGUACAAAAACACAGAUGGUUCUUCAGGCCUUGUCUCGGGUUAAGCAUCGUUUACACAAGGAGUCCGUGAUACUCUUCUUGCAAAAUGGCAUGGGAACAAUCGAGGAGGUCAACAGAGAGAUCUUCCCCGAUCCAGAGACAAGACCACGGUAUAUGCUAGGCACGAACACGCACCACACGUCACUGCACCCGGAUGAGCCGUUUGUAUCUCUAUAUAAGGGAUACGGCACUUUGGCCGUAGCCAUACUCCCCAGCGAACGAGAUGGCGGUACCGGUCCUUACACGUCGAUGCCUAGAUUUGGCCCAGCAAGUAGGAUGCCUCUGGCAAUGCAAUACCCAGAAGAGCCCGACUUAGAGGCCGGUGCGCCUCAACAGCCCGGCUUUCAUUGGACGCCCAACCACCGAUAUCUCUUGAGAACUCUCCUCCGCUCAACGUUACUUUCCGCCACAGGGUUUUCACCUCCGGAUCUGUUGCAGAUGCAGCUGGAAAGACUGGCAAUCAACAGCAUUAUUGGGCCCCUUACCGUUAUGCUGGAUGCUCGCAACGGCUCUAUCCUUUACAACUACUCGCUUACACGGACGAUGCGCCUGCUUUUGGCUGAGAUUAGCCUCGUCAUUCGGUCACUUCCCGAACUUCGAUAUAUACCUAAUAUUCCUCAACGAUUCGACCCUGGUCGGCUCGAAACGUUGGUCGUUGGCGUGGCGAACAGGACGAAAGACGAGAUAAGCAUGAUGCUCCGGGAUGUAAGAAGGGGCCGCUUGACGGAAGUUGAGUAUCUCAACGGAUGGAUCGUCAAGAAGGGAGAGGAGCUGGGAGUAAGGUGCUUCAUGAAUUACAUGAUGGUCAACCUUGUCAAGGGCAAGGCGAACAUGAUACAGAUGGAGAUGAACGAAGAGGUUCCAUUAUUGCCUGCAAAGGCUGCCGAGGGGCCGAUAGUGCUGAAGGGUGAGGCCCAGGAAGCAUCGUCGAGAGACCCUCUGGAAGAUGAUGAUUGAGAUAUCCCAGUCACUUUUUGGGGCAUUGUAUUAUAUUGCAGCAUUGCAGCUGCUUCGUCGACUGUACAUAUUCAGAGAGUGACAUUGCUAUACAUAAGAAGUUCCAUUUCAAUAAAC
Westerdykella ornata is the source of this 1833-nucleotide messenger RNA. RefSeq lists its product as uncharacterized. Gene Ontology annotation, cellular component: mitochondrion; cytoplasm. The transcript is spliced from 2 exons. Gene Ontology annotation, molecular function: 2-dehydropantoate 2-reductase activity; NADP binding. Lineage: Eukaryota; Fungi; Ascomycota; Dothideomycetes; Pleosporales; Sporormiaceae. The coding region runs from base 322 to 1716 and encodes 464 amino acids. The record is from RefSeq and is a predicted model, not a curated record.